Molecule: messenger RNA, 2229 nt
Organism: Lasiosphaeria miniovina
Lineage: Eukaryota; Fungi; Ascomycota; Sordariomycetes; Sordariales; Lasiosphaeriaceae
Exons: 3
Coding region: 329-2143 (604 amino acids)
Cellular component (GO): nucleus
Source: RefSeq, a predicted model, not a curated record
GUUCCUAGUGCAGGGAUAAUGCAGUCAAACUGGAUUGCUACUCGAAUUAUAUUUAUUUCUUCUUAUUGCAGUACUUGACCCAUUUUAGCAGCCACCUGUGGCGACGCGCGGGGCAUGUCUUUGAACGCCCCACAGCAAACCAAAAUCUCUUUUUCAGAUCGUCUUGAAUCCUAGCUCAAGAACGGCGCUCUACUUCAUUCCAAGAAUCUCCCCCCCCCGUUAUACAUAAAUUAGCAUUACUGUAAAGAACGAAUUCUCGACAUCCAUCCGUAGCUAUCUCAGGCAGUUAGGCAGGUAUCUGGGGGGGAGUGCAGCACCGCCGAGAACCAUGCCCCGCCUCAGGAAGCCGAAACAGCAGGCGCUGGAAGCCACUCUGGGCCAACCCCGGGUUAGAGCACCGGUAAAGUCUUCCAAGACGAAGUCACCCCAAAAGUCAGGUUCCUCGCCGUCGCAGCAUCAAAGCUCCGGCAGUAAGCGCCAGCGUGUUGUCCAGUUCCUGUCUGCUUCCUCAGAUAAAAAUGACGACGGGAAAUGUAGCGCUGGCGGGGAGGACCUUGACGAGGAUGUCGACCUACCUACUAGGAAGAGGACGCGGAGCAGUGGUCCUUCCCCUCGACGCCAACCAGUGUCUUCGAGAUCUCCGCCGAAAAAGGGAGACCCUGUCUCGUCUUCUCAGAGUCGUCGGCGGGCCCGAGUGGCGGAUAGUGACGACGACGACGAUGACGAUGGCGACAAGCCCCUUGUUACUCCGAUAUCAAGUAGUCGUUCAAGCCGCAAAGAGGUUUUUGCCUUGGAGGACAGUGAUGAGGACGAAGAGCAGCAACAGCGGCAGGUUUCUUCCCCCAUCAAGCGGAGACGAUUGAUCCAGAAAAAGGCAUCCAGCCCCCCCUCGGCGGCCAUUGGCGCCGGAGAUUCCGAGGACGAGAACGACAUCACUCCCCGGAAACUCGCAUCACCGUCCGCCGCAUCAAGUAGGAGAACGCCGCGCAAGCCACGCACGGAAAAGGAGAAGGCCAGAGAGCGCCUCCGCCGAAGGCGGGCCGGCGAGAAGAUCGAGGAGCUCUCGUCCGAGUCAUCCGACCCGGAAACGAAGAAACCAAUCUACGACACAGAUUCGGACAAUCCGGCCCUAACUAGUUUUGAUGACGACGACGAAGGGGUUAUCCAGUAUGGAAAAGCUGAAGCCGCCCAAGAUUCAUCAAAGAAGUCCAAGAAGAAAGAUAAAAAGGGUAAAGCCAAGCUUUCGCUGAGCAAUGAAAGCGACAGUGCAGCAGCCAGCGAUGGGGAAGGGUCCGGGUCCGACAAGAGCAUAGAAAAUUUUGUCGUGGAAGACGACGAAGCCCCUAUCGGGGUGCCGGCCGACCUGCUCGUGAACAUGCCGCUUCAAUUCACGGCGCACUCUCACAAGCCCAUGAAGGAGCACUUCCGAGACGCUGUGGAGUGGCUGGUACUCCGAAAAAUCAACCCCGGCUUCGAGAAGGAUCACGAACUUUACAAGAUCGCCUGGAAAAAGCUUGACGAUGAAGUUCGCGGCUUGGCGCAGUCAAAGUUUGCGUCGUCUGCGUGGAAGAAGGAUUUCUUGAUGGCCCUGCGCGCCAGACCAGAACUUACGAACGCCGAGCUGCCUGGUGGCGAUGCCCACGAGCUUCAAAAUUGCGGCGCCUGCGGUCGCAGUAAUCACCCAGCCAAAUGGGUAUUGUCGUUCUCCGGGUCGCCCUACUACAAGGAGACCAACAAGGAAUAUUUUCUCGAGGAUGUAGAUGUAGAUUCAUCAGGCUCAUCAUCUUCGCAUCGUGAUGACGAGGAAGAGGAAGAGGACGUGGACGAGGAUGGGAACCCUAUUCCGAAGGAGGCCAAACGAUGGUUUAUUGGAUCCGUGUGCAGCUCCAACGCUGUUACGGCCCACAACUUGAUCCACUGGAAGCACGCGCUGAUGGACUGGGUCGAUGCGACUCUCGAAAGAGACGGGUACAUGCUGCCUGGCCAGCUACAGAAGCGGGCCAAGAUGAAACCUAGGAAGCUGUACCAAACUGCCGACAAGAUCCUCAAAGCCUGGGCCGAGAGGGGUCUCAUAAGCGAUCUUUACCGCGAGUUCAAGAACAACAUCGAGAAUGCACGGAACAAGAGAACAUCGGGCCGGUAGCAGCGGUAGCUAGGUUGGACGGAGUCCAGCGGUUUGGUAAUGUAGAAAAUGUGAAUACUAUUUGUACAAGCACAAUGGAACGGACG